UUUAUUAGUUGAACUAUCAAUGGAAUCUUGGAAAAUGACUCAUUAACAGAAGGAAACAGAAAAUAUGAUGACUAUGAUCACAGCUGUUAGUCAAAUGGAGGACAUUUUUAUCGUCCCCCCUCCACCUGGCAGUAUGACAGUUUUGCUGACUGAAGACUACCUCGCUUCUUUUAUUACUCCUCCACCCCCUGCUGAAUUCCUCUCAGAAAAGAAGAGCUGCAACUCCACCUUCCAAUCAGAUGUGGACAGUGACUACCACUCGGUGGGAGGCGACUCACCAGUAACUCCGGACCUAAUCAAGAAGUACAACAACCAGUACAACCGUACCAGCCCUCUCGGAUCCUCUCCCACUACCCACGAAGAGAGUUAUAUACGGACCACCCUGCCAUCUGAAGAAAUAACAGCCCGCUCCCGAACAGGAAGUGCCCCCUCCAUCCACCGCCCUGUGGAGACCACCUCCAUCCACCGCCCUGUGGAGACCACCUCCAAAUCAGAUGAGUUGUCCGAGGGACUGAUAGAUAAGAUAUCAGCACGACAUGAUCUGAGACAGAACAAGAUGUACUCCUCGCUGACCCGGCCCAGUACUGCACGUGCCAGGCAGAUGAGGGAUAGAAGAGGGAGUUAUGAUGACUUUUCUAAGAUGGAUGUGGGGCCGGGGUCUCCCCGGGAUUCAGCUAGUGUGUUGGGGAAUUUGGAGAUGGAGAAUAGCUUUGGGAGAGGAGGAGAUAGAGGAGAGAGGAGGCAAUACAGACAAGCUGUAAACCCGGAAGUGCACGGUGCUAUCGACCAUUUCAUCAGAUCCGAGCAGAGGUACAUAUCAGAUAUAAACAGUUUGUUGAACCUGCACAUAGAGCCGUUACAGUAUCAGGGCUGUCUCAAUAUUGAUGUGGUUAACAGUUUGAAGUCGUCGCUGUUGAGAUUACUUCACUUUCACCAGCGCAGCUGUGGCGACUUUGAGAUGUUCUUCACUAAAACCAUAUCAGAGGCACAAGACGGGAAAGCGCCAGAUUACUUCACAUUGAUAAACUACAUGUGUGACACGUUAAUGGAGAGUAGAGGCGGCUUUAAAACUUACAUUAACUUCUGCUGCACCAGAGCGUCCCUUCUUAGAAACAUUGGUCAGAUGAACGAAGAUGACGCAGUGAGAUGGGAGAAGUAUUUAGAGCAAUGUAACCCGAGCGGAGACCCGGCCCACUCCCUGGAUGCAGGGCUUAUGAUGCCGAUACAGCGAAUAGCUGACUACCCUGCUAUGUGCAGAGAGAUUCAGAUCAGGGGUCAUGUGAGGACUGGUGUGCUUUAUGAGAAAAUAGGAAGAUCGAGCGCAAUGUUAGAAGGAGUAGCAAAAGCUGUUGAUGAGAAACUGAGUAUGCAGAAAGAGUUCAGCUGUCUUUAUAGAAACAACAGAAAACUUGAAGUCUUGAUCGGUCCAAUAGAAGAGCUGCUACACUACGGUUCAGUGGUGGAGGUAAAGACACGUGACAUAGAGAACUUUGUACCGGAGUCUGACACUGGACUACUCCUACUGGUGUACAAGAAAGGGGCUGCUCUCGUUCAGCGGAUAAAGAUUAAGAAAAAACAUUCUUUUAAUAAGUUGUUAGCAGAGAAAACAGCCCAAGCACCAAAAGAGGAGUACCAGCUAAAGAAGUUCUACCCGGUAUCCUGUCUCCAACUGAGAGACCUACCUCACAAUCAUGUGUUUGAAAUUACAGAUACUGUCGCCCAACAGAGGGUCGUUCUCGCUUCUAGAUUGAUAGAAGCAAAAGCGGAGCUAAUAAAGAAUGUAGCAGAUAUUAUCAUGGAUUACGACAAAUUCCUUUCCUCGUCCCUCCAAAUGAAGGACUCUGUUUAAACGUCCUGAUUGACUCAAAACCCUCCUCUGGGAUAUUAUUUGGUUAUUUACUCGUCAGAUCUGAGAAGUUCUUUGCUGAGAAAGAAGAAAUAUGGAAGAAGAUACAUUAUACAUAACAAGGGCAUAUGUCCAGCUACUUCAAGCGAACUCAAAAGAAUGUUUGUAAAUGGUGCUGAGUGUUACGUAUUGAAUUAUAUUGUGAUUUGCAGUAUAUUACGGGUUACUUUUCUUCUACCCCAUUUACUUAACAGA
This is a messenger RNA of Bolinopsis microptera, 2101 nucleotides long. RefSeq lists its product as uncharacterized. Lineage: Eukaryota; Metazoa; Ctenophora; Tentaculata; Lobata; Bolinopsidae. Gene Ontology annotation, molecular function: guanyl-nucleotide exchange factor activity. The coding region runs from base 65 to 1849 and encodes 594 amino acids. The record is from RefSeq and is a predicted model, not a curated record. The transcript is spliced from 13 exons.